Messenger RNA from Actinia tenebrosa (Australian red waratah sea anemone), 5717 nucleotides. RefSeq names its product intraflagellar transport protein 172 homolog. NCBI's taxonomy places the organism in Eukaryota, Metazoa, Cnidaria, Anthozoa, Actiniaria, Actiniidae. The record is from RefSeq and is a predicted model, not a curated record. Gene Ontology annotation, molecular function: protein binding. Gene Ontology annotation, cellular component: axoneme; intraciliary transport particle B; ciliary basal body. Gene Ontology annotation, biological process: intraciliary transport.
GCGCCAACCAAACCAAAAUGGCGACUGAGAAAAUCUUUCUUGAAAAAUAACGAUUUUAUUGGACUUUUCUACCUUAAAAAGACCGGGAAAAUGCAGCUUCGUUAUAUGAAAACAUUGAUGAACCCUCAGGAUGGUGCCUGCAAGGUCACGGCUAUUGCCUGGGCACCAAACAACCAAAAGAUGGCAGUGGUAACAAUGGAUAGAGUCGUUAUACUCUAUGAUGAACUUGGUGAAAGACGAGAUAAAUUUUUAACCAAGCCAGCUAAUUCCCAGGAUGAUGAAAGAGGGGGUUAUGCAAACAUUGUUGCCGCUACCAUGGAAGUGGGUUUGGACAUGGGAGAGAAGAAAGUGAUUUGUAAUAAGUUUGUCCAACAAAGUGCAGUUACUUGUAUGAUCUGGCCACCAGAACAACAAAGUGUUAUCUUUGGCUUAGCAGAUGGAAAGGUACGGUUGGCCAAUCUGAAAACAAACAAGUCACAAACAAUUUAUGGGACUGACAGUUAUGUUGUCUCAUUAACAUCGAAUACUUCAGGUAAAGGCAUACUGACAGGGCAUGCUGAUGGUGCUAUUGUAAGAUAUUUCUUUGAUGAUGAAGGGACAGGGCUAUCACAGGGACAACUGUGUAAACAUUCCUGUGCUCCCUACUCUCUGUGCUGGGGAUCAUCUAUUGUUGCUGCAGGCUGUGACAAACGAGUGGUCGCCUAUGGAAAAGAAGGUCGUGUACUCCAGAACUUUGAUUACUCCAGAGAUGAUGACGAGAAGGAGUUCACAGUGGCAGUGUGCAGCCCUAGUGGACAAUCUGUCGUGAUUGGAAGUUUUGAUAGAUUGAGAGUGUACAACUGGAGUCCAAGAAAAGGUGGUUGGGAUGAAUCCAAGAUGAAGGAGAUACCAAACCUCUACACCAUUACUGCACUGGCGUGGAAGAGAGAUGGAUCCAGGCUUGUUGCAGGCACCCUUUGUGGUGGUGUAGAACUGUUUGACUGCUGCCUCAGAAGAUCCAUAUACAAGAACAAAUUUGAGAUGACAUACGUUGGUCUUAGCCAGGUCAUUGUGAAAAACCUCUCAUCAGGUACCCGUGUUGUUCUCAAGUCUCACUAUGGCUAUGAGGUUGAUAAAGUUAGUAUCAUGGGUAAGGACCGCUACUUGGUUGCGUACACAACAGAUACCAUACUAGUCGGGGAUCUCAACACUAACAAGCUCAGUGAGGUUCCAUGGCAAGGAUCUGGUGGCAACGAGAAGUUCUUCUUUGAAAAUGAGAAUGUUUGCAUGAUAUUCAACGCAGGAGAGCUCUCAUUGAUCGAAUAUGGUAACAAUGAAAUCCUUGGUACAGUAAGAACAGAGUUUAUGAAUCCACAUCUAAUCAGUGUGCGUUUGAAUGAACGUAAACAGCAAGGCAUUGAUGAUAACAAGAAGAUGGCUUACCUGGUUGAUCUGAAGACUAUCAGUGUUGUGAACCUGAUAACUGGAAUCAUUGAAGCAACUGUUGGUCAUGAUUCUAAGAUUGAUUGGUUAGAGUUGAAUGAAACUGGAAAAUAUCUCUUGUUUCGUGACAAAAAGCUAAAGCUUCAUUUGCUGAAUGUAGAGUCUCAAACGCGAACUACAGUCCUGAACUACUGUACCUAUGUUCAGUGGGUGCCAUUAAGUGAUGUUGUGGUGGCUCAGAACAGAGGUAACCUGUGCAUUUGGUACAACAUUGACUCACCUCAAAGAGUUACCAUGUUCCCAAUUAAGGGUGAGAUCAUAGACCUAGAACGAGUAGAUGGUAAAACAGAGGUGAUAGUGAAUGAAGGUGUCACAAACAUAUCCUACACACUGGACGAAGGGCUGAUUGAAUUUGGAACUGCUAUAGACGACGGAGACUAUGUCAGGGCAGUGACAUUCCUGGAGAGUCUUGAAAUGUCACCUGAGACAGAAGCAAUGUGGAAGACACUGAGUAGACUGGCUCUAGAGGCCCGACAGCUUCACAUAGCUGAGCGAUGCUUUGCUGCUCUUGGUGAUGUGUCCAAGACAAAAUCACUGAAGCAGAUCAACAAGAUAGCCGAUCAAGCAGCUGAAGAGAUGGGAGGAGAUGGCACAAACCAUGUUCUUGUUCGUGCUAAACUCGCUGUUCUUGACAAGAACUUCAAGAUGGCAGAAACAAUCCUUCUGGAACAAGGACAUGUAGAUGAAGCCAUUGAGAUGUACCAGGAACUUCACAAGUGGGAUGAAGCUAUUGCUGUAGCAGAGGCUAAGAGUCAUCCUGAGCUGGAGAACUUAUGUGCCAAUCACUAUCAUUGGCUGUCAGACACUGGUCAAGAGGAGAAGGCAGGACAGGUAACUAAAGAUGCACUUUUAAACAAAAAAAUGACACUCGGGGGAAUGAAACAUGCGGUUGAAUUGUCUCGAAUCACCUAUCCACAUGAGGUGGUCAAACUUGAAGAAGAAUGGGGUGAUCACCUGGCCACACAAAAACAAUUGGACGCUGCUAUCAACCAUUACAUAGAAGCUGGUUGUUCAGUCAAAGCCAUCGAAGCAGCAAUCCAAGCACAUCAAUGGAACAAAGCAGUGCAGAUUGUUGAACUACAGGAUGAUAUUGUAGCUGAGAGAUAUUACCACCAGAUAGCACAACACUACGCACAAGUACAUGAAUACAAGCUGGCAGAGAAGUUUUACGUCAAGUCAGGGGAUCCGCGAGCAGCGAUUGAGAUGUACACCAAGGCCAACAUGUACGAGGCUGCACACAAGAUUGCUGUCCAAUGUAUGAAACCAGAGGAAGUCGCUGUGCUGUACAUAUCACAGGCACAGGAGCUUGAAGCACAAGGUCGCUUCAAAGAAGCUGAAAGAUUAUACUGCACAGUUGAUGAACCUGAUCUGGCAAUCAACAUGUACAAGAAACUAAGACAGUUUGAUCAGAUGAUCAGGCUUGUAACUAUUUAUCACAAAGAUCUCCUGGUUGAUACUCACCUUCACCUCGCUAAGGAAUUUGAGAAUGAAGGGCAACUGCUUAAAGCUGAGCAUCACUACCUUGAAUCAAAAGACUGGAAGGCUGCAGUGAAUAUGUACCGGGCAAACGACAUGUGGGAAGAGGCUUAURGAACUGCGAAACAAAAUGGCGGGCCAAAUGCAGCAAAGCAAGUUGCAUACCUGUGGGCUAAAGGACUUGGUGGUGAUUCUGCUGUUAAACUACUGACCAAGUUUGGGUUAUUAGACGCAGCCAUUGACUAUGCAGCAGAAAACUGCGCAUUUGAUUUCGCAUUUGACCUGGCUCGUACAUCAAUGAAGCACAAACUACCUGAUAUUCACCUGAAGUACGCCAUGUACCUGGAAGAUGAAGGCAAGUACAGCGAGGCAGAGUCACAGUUUGUCAAGGCAGGAAAAGCUAAAGAAGCGGUGCUCAUGUAUGUCCAUAACCAUGACUGGGACAGUGCACAACGAGUUGCAGAAGAACAUGAUCCUGACAGUGUAGCUGACGUGAUGGUAGGACAGGCACGUGUGGCAUUCGAACGCAAGGAGUACCAAAAGACAGAGACGUUCUUACUGAGGGCCCAACGUCCUGAACUCGCUGCUAAAUAUUACAAGGACGCGGGUAUGUGGACUGAUGCUCUAAGAGUGGUCAAGGAAUACCUUCCACACAAGCUUGAGCAGUGGCAAGAUGAAUACGAUAGAGAAGUCCUUUCCAAGGGCAACAGAGGCGCAGAAUCUUUACUAUCACAAGGGAAAGAAUGGGAAAAGAAGGGCGAGUAUAACCGAGCAAUAGACAUGUACAUGAAGAUAACCCCUAGCAUGACUACAGAUCAGGAUCUGGUCGAAGACGCUAUGGUCAAGGCUGUAGAACUUGCGAUGAAAUUCGUACCAGAUCGUGCUGUAGAUGUUGCCAGUAUUGCUUGUCCUAGACUGGCAGACGUCAAGGCAUACGAACAAGGUGCUGAGCUGUAUCUGGGAGUAGAGAUGAUCAAAGAAGCUAUUGAUAUGUACAUUGAAGGAGAACUGUGGCCUAAAGCUAAACGAUGUGCUGCUGAAAUGGCCCCAAAGUACGAGCAAUAUGUUGAGGAUGCCUAUGUCAACUUUUUGAAGAACAAGGGACAAGCAGAACAGCUUGUUGACGUUGAUGUCAUAGCAGGCCUAGAUAUGAUGGUUCAACGUGGUCAGUGGGAUAAAGCCAUUGAAACUGCUGAACAGCAGGGAUACGAGGUGCUUAGUAAGUACGUGGCACUGUAUGCAGCUAACUGUAUUAAAGAAGGCGAUUCACUCAAGGCAUUGGAACUGUUUGCUAGAUAUGGAGCUCCAGCAAACUCGCAGGUAAGAAAGACGUCAUCCAAAGCAGGCGACACUGGAUCACCCCAGGCGCAAGAGUUUGAUAACAUGCUUCAAGUUACUCACUACUACAGCUGUCGGGCUGCCAGUCUGCAGCAGAAAUCACUGGACACUAUAGCAGCCAAGCUCUCUAUAUCCCUGCUAAGACACUCUGAUCUUGUCCCCUGUGACAAGGCUUUCUACGAAGCUGGGCUAGCAGCUAAGAGCGUUGGUUGGGAAAAUAUGGCCUUUGUGUUCCUCAAUCGAUACCUGGAUUUGAGUGAGGGUAUCGAGGAAGGCUCACUGGACAUGCUGGAUAACAGUGGUUUUGCUGAUACGGAUAUUCCAUUUGAAGUCCCUGUACCCGAGAAGCAGUUCCUGCCGGAAGAAAAACGGGAAGAAAUAAAGGAAUGGGUGUUGGCAGUGUCCAUGGACCAAAGGGUCGAACAAGUUCUUCCUACAGACGAACGAGAUACUUACGAAGCAUCUUUGGUUGCUAUAAACACUGGGAUUCAAUCUCUGCCCUGCGUCAUUACAGGUUACCCAGUGCUCCGCAACAAGAUUGACUUCAAACGGCCAGGGAAGGCCGCGAACAAGGAAGACUGGAACAAGUUUAUCAUGGCAACAAAGGUUUCUCACAGCCCAGAGUGUCAAGACGUGCUUCGUUUCCUUGGUCACUGGUGUGGCGCGCCUCAGAACCCGUCAUACUCGUUUAACUAGUUAUAGCCUUUGCUUGGUCACUUGUGUGGUACGCCUCAGAACCCGUCAUACUCGUUUAACUAGUUAUAGCCUUUGCUUGGUCACUUGUGUGGUACGCCUCAGAACCCGUCAUACUCGUUGAACUAGUUAUAGCCAUUUUUUGGUCACGCAUUCGGAUAUUUUAGUCACACUUUUGUGUAUCAAGCACAGAUUUUAAUUUAUUUCACCUUUUAUAAGACGUACGCGAAGAAAUUCGGUAAUUCUUGCUUUAGGAAAGUUCUUGUGUGACUUUGAAAAACUAAAGACAUUAGACGGAUGUUCCAUGCCAGGCCGUGCCCAUGGACACAGCAGUGAUAUUGUCACUCAUGUUUGAAAUCCAACCUAUUAGGCAUUCCAGUGUUACGAUUGACCACUCGGCCACUAAAAACAGACAUACAUCAGUCAGAACCCUUAUACAACCUUUACCAGAAGUUCCCCUAAUUGUCAGACUCAUAUUAGACGUUGAGAACUUAAUCUACCAAUCAAACUCCACAAACGAUAGUCCACGUUGCUUCUCGAUCUCUGCUUGGUGCUUUACACAGCUUACGUUACAGUUUGGCUUGACUUAGAAAUGCUCUUUAUUCAAUAGGUUUAUUUAUGGUAGACAUGUCUAUACCUUACUAAUAUAUAACACUAUCUGUAAAUAUAUCUGUAAUUUAUAUGAAAUGGAUCUAAUAUAUCAAUAAAAAACAGGAUCGUAUAUCGUA